AAGAAAAUGGACCCAGAUGUGCAUGUAACGUCAAGAAACCAGAACAGAACCCACCACCCCCGGUCUUUUCCCUGUAUAAAACCACCAGAGUUUUAAGGAAAAUUAUCCCGAUUGCAAUCCGUUUUUCUUCUUUUUAUCUCAUGGAUCAGCAACAUUUGGAUGAUGAUGAAGCUAAACAUUGGCUUCCAUCUUACAUGUUCCUAAGUGAAGCCAUUCCUUCUAGAUAUACUGCUAAUUCUCACUACUUAUCUAGCAAUAUGGAUCACCAUUUGCCUGCUUUACUCCACAGACCUUCUGCUCCAGAAGCAACUCCAUGUUCACAGUGUAUCAGACCAGUGGUUCCUGAUGUUUCAGUGAACCAUUUAUUACCUGCGUAUCAUGAUCUCGGUUUCAGUCGCGGUGUUGAAGUUGGUCAAAGGCUUUGUGGGAAUGGAACUGGACAGCUUUCCACCCGGUUUGACCCGGUUUAUAGCUUCCAAGUUAAACAACGGGUUAAUGAUUUUUAUCUGGAAACAAGAGCUAGGGUUUUGCAAAGGCAGCAAAAUCGCCUUCUUCAAAACCAGAUUUAUCCGUCUCAGGCAAAUGUGAUUGGACUUGGCGGCGGCAAUAUGAAAGAAUCUGGAGGUACUGGUGUGUUCCAUCCUCGCAUUGCAAACCCCACCACAAGAACCAGUACUAAUGUACUUAAAAAGAAGCAAGCUGCAGCUGGACCGAGAAAUAGGCAAGAGUCCCCACUCACUCAACAGAGAAAUGACCGGAAAAGGGUUGGUGUCAGCAACCAGGAGGAUUGCUAUUAUCAUCUCUCCCCUGAGAUGGCUUUGCCUCAGGAUUGGGCUUACUGAGCUAAGACUAAUGUCUAUUGCAAAAGUGUCCAGGAAAGAUAGUUAUCUUUAGGAGAAGAAAAGAAAUGGGUAAUAAUCAUUAAUAUGCUUUUCGGUUUUAAGCUGUAGAUUGAACUAAAGAAAUUUAGUCGUUUUGCUUAGAAGGAGAAAGCUGUGUUUAGGCUGUCUAUGCAAGUGUUGAGCUUGUUCAUAAAAAUAAAAGUGUUUGCAUGUUCUCUUCA
Populus nigra (black poplar) is the source of this 1063-nucleotide messenger RNA. RefSeq lists its product as uncharacterized. The record is from RefSeq and is a predicted model, not a curated record. Bases 141 to 842 code for a protein of 233 amino acids. NCBI's taxonomy places the organism in Eukaryota, Viridiplantae, Streptophyta, Magnoliopsida, Malpighiales, Salicaceae. The transcript is spliced from 4 exons.